CUUUGAUCCCACGAAGAAGAGGAAGGAGACAAGGAACAAGAAAAAGAUGGCGCGGAAGUAAACAAAGGUCCCGUCCUCGUGAUGUUUGAAGAAGUUUAACUGUGAGAAACUGAAGGAUGUCGGGGCGGGGGGGCAGGAGGACGAUAAGCUUCAGUGUGGAGGCCGUCGGCAUAAACCGAGGAGAGAGUCUGCCUCCAUCCAUCCAGCAACCCACACCUGUGUACCCUGUGAUGGAGCAGAAGCCCCUCCCCCUCUCAGGUGGGGAGGAGGCGGAGUAUCUGCUGGCUCUGAAGCAGGAGUUCAGAGGAGCCAUGAGGAGCCUCCCUCACUACAUCCAUCCUGCGGUGCAGAGAGGAGAUGUGGAGAGAUACUCUGAUAAAUAUCACAGCAGCGAGCCGGCCGACACAGACUGGAGCCCAGACUGGAAACUCUUCCCCAAAGAGCUCAGAGCCAAGAGACCCUCCAGAGGAGUUUCAGCUGCAGGCACUCACUGCACUCUGCAGACAGAGGGACAGAAGAAGAAGAAGAAGAAGAAGGAGGAGGAAGUCCUGCUGACCCUGGAGACUCUGCAGAAGAAGGAGCAGCAGAGCUCUGAGGAGGAGGAGGAGGAGGAGGAGGGAGAGGAGGAGGAGAAGAAGAAGAAGAAGAAACAGGAUGAAGAGGAGGCCGAGGCAGAAGAGGAGUACGAUGAGGAAGAGUUUGAGGAGGAGACAGAUUACAUCAUGUCGUACUUUGACAACGGAGAAGAGUUCGGAGGAGACAGUGACGAGAACAUGGACGAGGCUGUUUACUGAACACACACACACCGUCCAGAAAAACUUUUAAAACUGUGUGUGUGUGUGUGUGUGUGUGUGUGUGUGUGUGUGGCGGUUCUUUGAUUUUAUACGUCUGAAGGGUUUGUUAUAUUCUGUAUCUAAUGUGUGAUGCUCGUUGUUUGUAGUAAAAUAAAGUGCAGCGUCAUGAA
Messenger RNA from Eleginops maclovinus (Patagonian blennie), 964 nucleotides. RefSeq names its product RNA polymerase III subunit GL b (gene polr3glb). Gene Ontology annotation, biological process: transcription by RNA polymerase III. Gene Ontology annotation, cellular component: RNA polymerase III complex. Lineage: Eukaryota; Metazoa; Chordata; Actinopteri; Perciformes; Eleginopidae. Bases 117 to 794 code for a protein of 225 amino acids. The transcript has 9 exons. The record is from RefSeq and is a predicted model, not a curated record.